Molecule: messenger RNA, 1785 nt
Organism: Vollenhovia emeryi
Lineage: Eukaryota; Metazoa; Arthropoda; Insecta; Hymenoptera; Formicidae
Product: speckle-type POZ protein A-like
Exons: 3
Coding region: 167-1375 (402 amino acids)
Biological process (GO): regulation of proteolysis; proteasome-mediated ubiquitin-dependent protein catabolic process
Cellular component (GO): nucleus; cytoplasm
Molecular function (GO): ubiquitin protein ligase binding
Source: RefSeq, a predicted model, not a curated record
UGUCUCUAGCGAAUCACUAGAGACACUAUAAUCAGUGUCUCUAGCGAAUCACGAAAAACGGGGCCGUGACAUCUCUCAGAUGUUCUGUGCUCUCAGGUUUCUCUCUGGUGCACCUACCAACACGUAAUUCUUUAAUCUAAGAGUGCGACAAAGAACGUGAAGUAGUAUGGCAGACGUGUCAAAUUCGCAACCGCCACAAAUGAGCCCACUCAUGGAAGAGGACUGGCGUUACGCGCAGGUGAAGAUGGAUAGUGAAGAUAGUUGCAGUUAUACGUGGUCAAUAGAUGACCUCAUCGAUUGCUGUAGAAACAUGAUAAAGAUGACGAAAAACUCACCCGCGUUCUCAGCAGGUGCCAACAAGUCGGAAUGGAAAAUGCGAGUACAUCUUAAUAAAGACUAUAACAUGUCGCUAUCCCUCUUUCUUCGUUGUUGCGACGAUGAAGCAGUCAACGCUAAGUACAAACUUUCUAUUCGUAAUGCCAGAGGAGAAGAAAUUAGUAACCAUGACGAACUGCACGCUCACAAUUUCGUCGAGGGUUGCCGUAUAACCAUCAACAACUUCCUCAAGAGAGACGAGUGUCUUCAGUACGCGGACACCGGACGGUUUCCAGAUAACAAACUUAUAAUAUACUGUCAGAUCAGCGUAAUAGAAGACAUUAUGGUCUUUCCCCAAGAAAGUGCGCUACAUGUACCGGAGCAAUCGACAUUGCUCGACAAUCUCGGGCUGCUGUUCGAGGACCAAAAAUUUUGCGACGUAACGUUCGCUGUUCGCGGAAAAGAGUUCCAAGCGCACAAAGUAAUUCUCGCAGCAAAAAGUCCCGUCUUCUCGGCAAUGUUCGAACACGAGAUGAAAGAAAGAGAGAAUAAUAGAGUGGACAUCACGGAUAUAGAUCCCGAAGUUUUGAGAGAAAUGAUGCGAUUUAUUUACACCGGUAAAGUCGCGAAUUUGAAGGAGAAGGCGAAAGAUCUGUUUAGCGCAGCGGACAAGUACGGAGUGGAAAGUCUGAAGAAAAAGUGCGAGGUGGCACUUGUCGAAAAAUUGGAUUUUAAGAACGCGACGGAAAUCUUCAUACUUGCCGAUCUCUAUGACGCCCCUCGGCUGAAAGCGUAUGUGAUUGACUUCAUUGUUACAUACGCGACGGAUGUGAUGGAUACCGAAGGUUUCGAGUCCAUGGCGAGUUCCUAUCCGCACCUGAUGAAAGAAAUUUUGCAGGCGUUAGUGACUCCGGUGCAAACAACAUCGAAAAUAUGUAAAGAAAUAAAUGAGGCACAAGAUACAAUAAAUCGUUUGCGCCGUUCGAGAUAUAAGGCUGGCUUUAUAGCCAUGCGGGCAAAAUGCCCGUAUUACCCAGGGAGAACAAAAAAGUCAAAAUGAUGUCAAAAUGAUGUCAAAAUAUAAUCAAAUUUUAGUUCGUCAAAAUGAUGUCAAGUUGCAUAAAUUUUUGAUGCUUUCUUGAUGUCAAAAUCGUGACAUAAUUUUGACUUAGUUUGACUAUUCGUAAUAUGAUACCCAGAUAGAACAUAAAACUCAUAAUGACGUCAUUAUGACUAUCACAAUUUUAUUUAUCACAUAAAAGUUAUCUGAACAUAUCUAGAAAAGAGUUUUAUGUUCUAUCUGGGUUGGGAUGAUUGUUAGUCAAAUCAAGACCUUUUUAUGACUACUUUUUAUAUUAUACAUUUUUAUAAUAAUAAGCAGUUAUACAGUCAAGAAACGUAUCACAUUUUCUAAAUAUUAAGAAAAAAAAUUUUUUUUAAGAAGUCAAUAUAAAGUCAUUUUUAACUCAU